Messenger RNA from Babesia ovata, 1377 nucleotides. RefSeq names its product phenylalanine-tRNA alpha subunit. Gene Ontology annotation, cellular component: cytosol; cytoplasm; phenylalanine-tRNA ligase complex. Gene Ontology annotation, biological process: phenylalanyl-tRNA aminoacylation. The transcript has 2 exons. The record is from RefSeq and is a predicted model, not a curated record. Lineage: Eukaryota; Apicomplexa; Aconoidasida; Piroplasmida; Babesiidae. The coding region runs from base 1 to 1377 and encodes 458 amino acids. Gene Ontology annotation, molecular function: phenylalanine-tRNA ligase activity; ATP binding; tRNA binding.
AUGUGUACCAAGGAAGACAACAUAUUGCAGAUUCUGCACGCCAUAGACGCCGCGCUGCCGGCGGGAGGGCCCGCGGACGCUGCAGUCAGCACGCUGUCGCUAGGCCCGGGCGCCGAGCACCCGAAGGUGAUCAACGCCGCGAAGAGCUUGAUGGCCAAGGGCUACGUGACGCUCGAGGAAUGCCGAAGAAGGAGAUAUUUGCUGAGCGCUGAGGGCAAGCUCUACGCCGCUGAAGGCUCGCCUGAGUUCAGGCUGCUGGAGCGUGUACGUGCGUCCCACGAACCCAUCACGAUUUCUGAAGCCAGUGCUGGCAUACCGAGUGCGGAACAUGGUCUCAAGAAGGCUCUGCGUGCCUCUAUGCUCCGCGUAACCGCGGGCCAGCAGCUGUCGCUGGGCGCAGCUGGCAAUUCCACUACCGAGGACAUUACCAGGAAGCUACUGCAGCUAAUCGAGUCGCAUGGUGCAGAUGAGCAGGCAAUGCUUGACGCGCUGAAAGCCGUUGUGACGGAUGAAAAGAAGCUGCGCUCGGAACUUGAUGACCUGAAGAAGCGCAAGUUGAUGGAUUCUCAGGUUGAAGUUUCCUAUCUUGUGCGCAAGACAGACAAGUUCCAGUGCCACAUAACGCAGCAGAUCACGGAUCUGACACAGGAGCUGUUGCAGGAACGGAAGUCCUGGUCAGCAUCUGACAUGAAGCCGUACAACUUCUUUUCGAGCGGUAAGCGCAUAUCGCGCGGCGCAUUGCACCCGCUGACGCGCACUAUGCGAGAAUUCCGCGAAAUAUUCACGUCGAUGGGGUUCGAAGAGUUGGACACCGCGAAUUACGUGGAAUCCAGCUUCUUGUGCUUCGAUGCCCUGUACAUUCCGCAGCAGCACCCGGCCCGCGACUCUCAGGACACCUUCUUCACUAAGGCUCCCGAGCUCGCCAACCUCGACGGUGUAAGCCAAGAAUACGUUGAUGCAGUGGCGGAGGCCCACGGUGAUGGCAGCCGGUACGGCAGCACGGGGUGGCAGUACGACUGGAAGUUGGACGAGGCCCGCAAACUGGUGCUGAGGACCCACACCACCGCCUGCACUGCCAGACUGCUGAAACGCAUGGCGGAGCAAUUUGCGGACAUCAAGCACACCCUGCCGAGGAAGUUCUUCUCGAUUGACCGCGUCUUCCGAAACGAGAGCAUGGAUGCCACGCAUCUAUGCGAAUUCAACCAGGUGGAAGGUGUAAUGAUCGGUUUCGGUCUGGGUCUAGGACACCUAAUGGGCGUCAUGUCAUCGUUCUACUCCGCCAUAGGCAUCGAAGAGCUGCGCUACAAGCCGGCAUACAAUCCGUACACCGAGCCUUCCAUGGAGAUUUACGGGUACCACCCUGACCUCAAAAAGUAA